ACAGCUCUGACUGUACUCUUUCCUCUGCCCGACGUCUGGCCCAAGUCAUACGUUCGCCUGCUUGUGCCUACUGCCCGCCUUAUUUGGACUGUUUGAUCUGGUAACACUGUUUCAAAGCGAGAAAAUUACAGGCAAAUCAGAGUGCCCUCCGUGCAUUUGCCCAUCGUGUAGACCCCCACCUACAGCCAGAGCCCAACACAGCUGACCUGCCCCACAUGGAUUAACUACUGACCACCCAUCCCACCGCCAUCUGUUGUGUCCUGCUGGAAUAGUGAGUAACUGGACUUGUACCCUUGUGUUGUGUAUGUGUGCUUAUGCAAAUAUUUCUUCCCCUCCCACCAUCCCUCCAUCCUGUCCUUAUCCUGGCCAGAUUGAUAAGAGGAAGUGAAGAUGAUGUGCACAGAGGGAGGAGGAGGAGGAGGAGGAGGUGGUGGUGGUGGUGGUGGUAGUGGUGGUGGUGGUGGUGGUGGUGGUGGUGGUGGUGGUGGUGGUAGUGAUGGUCCGCCCAGGAAAGUUCUCAGACUGGAAUUAUCAGAGUUGGAGGAAGACGAGAGGGAAGAAAGAGGAAGUGAAGAAGAUGAAAGAACACCUCAAGAUAAUUGCUGGGAUUGGUCUGCAGGUGGCAUUGGUGGUGGCAGAGCAUCAGGUGGUAAUGAGAUGCUGGCUGACUCAGGAUAUGAAGGCUUCCAGCUUCUAGACGAGGUGCAUGGUGGUGAUGACAAUGAUGACCAGGAUGGCCAAGACUCGGAGGAGGACUACGAUUCGGAGGUCCCUGAAGAGGAGAUUGAUGCCUUGCUGGAGGAGGGGCUGCCGGAGGAGAUGAAGGGACCACGGAAGAGAAGGAGAGAGGCACUUCUUGGAGAGGGAGAAGAUGCACCCUAUGAUGAGAGGCAGAAGAUUGUGCUUGUGGAGAAGGGCAGUAAUCACUUUGAGGUGCUACCAGAAGGAUGGGUGCAGGUGACGCACAACAGUGGCAUGCCUGUCUACCUUCACAAGCAGUCCAGAGUGUGCACCAUGUCCAAACCAUACUUCCUUGGACAAGCCAGUGUUAGGAAACACGACAUCCCUUUGAGUGCCAUCCCAUGCCUCCAGUAUCUCAAAGCCCUGGAUUUUGAGCAGUCUGGAAGGGAGGAAGACAAGGAGAAUGGAAAGGCAAGAGAGAUUGAGCAAAAUACUGGAGAACAUACCACCACCACCACUACCACAGCAGCACCACCAAAUCCAGCACCACCACCCCCACCAGCACCUCCUGUAGGAUCAUCUGUGAUGGAGAACGGGGUGGAUGGUGGCAGAAUAUGUGGUGGUGGCACUGUUGGGCGGAGUGGUGGCAGUGGAUGUCCUAUGAGUGGCAGCAGUAAUUCUCUGGCAGCGGCUCUGGCACUCACUACCACAAAGGAAGGAGCAGCGCCACCCUCCAGUCUGAUGGUAGGCAAUGCAAAGAUAGAGACAGCUGUGGAGAAUUUGCAGCAACAGUCACUGGAGGCCGGAGAGCUGCGGGACUACUGUGAGAGGCGCUUCCUGUUCAAAACCAUCAAGAUUAUUAGGUUCAAGUCUUGGGCAGAGAGGCGGCGGUUUCAGAAGUUGAGCAAGAAGAAGGACCGGCCACAGCUCCCUGAAGGCACCAAGCUCAUCUCCCUCCGCAGACAAGAGGAGGAUGGUUCGUGCACAGCCAGCAGCAAGAAGGAGUGGAUCAUGAACCCGAAAGGCAAGAGCUACGUGUGCAUCCUUCAUGAAUAUGUCCAGCAUGCCCUCAAGAAGCAACCCAAAUAUGUGUUCAAGGAAGUGGAAAAUGCUGCCACUCCUUACGCUGCCACUAUCAUUAUUAAUGAGCUUCAGUACAGCACAGGGUAUGGCAGCAGCAAGAAGCAGGCCAAGACCGAGGCAGCAAAGGCUACUCUAGAGAUCCUCCUUCCUGAACUUGGAGAGAAGAUCAGAGAAGAAUCCAACACUAAGGAUGAUGCUGAUCUUUCAUUCUUUGAUGAGAUCCGAAUCGAGGACCCACGCGUGCCAGAGCUGUGCAACAAGACCAGUGAACUCUCCCCAUACUCCAUCCUGCUCAACUGUCUACAGCGCAACUUUGGUCUCAAUGGUGCUAACAUUGACUCCCGCUUGGUGACACAGAAGAACCAGAAGAAUGAGUUUGUGAUGAGUGUCGGCAAGCACACGGUACAGGUGCAGUGCAAAAACAAGAAGGAUGGCAAGCAGAGGGCAUCACAGGCCAUCCUUCAGAAGCUACACCCACACAUCAGCAGCUGGGGGUCAUUGCUUCGUCUUUACGGCAACCGGUCCAUGCAGACAAUGAGAGAGAAGAAGGCAGAGGAGCAGGAGAUAACAUUACUGCAGUCCAAUGCCACGGUGAACCAGCCCAACACUUCCAUCAUCAACAAACUGAAGGAGGAAAUGCUCAAGCUGCAGGAAAUGAAGAACUCCAUCCAGCCCAUUGGAAAGUUCCUACCGCCAGAGGAUGUGGCACUGCCGUCCGCUUCGGGGAUUGACCUCAACAAUGUGGACCUCUAGAGCUUCCAUUCAACCACACCAAGGACACCACUGGGCUAGGGAGGGAAACAAGGGGUCAGGUCACCAAUAAGGCAUUGUGAUAGAACACUUAGUCAGGUUAUCAUGAGGUCAUCACAGCUCAGUCAAAGUCCAGAUUGCUAGAAGAAUAUGAGGUCAUAAGUUGUUAAGUUUGAGUCUUUUUGUCUUGUCCAUUUUUUUUUUUUUUUAGCUAACUUGCAAUAAUUACCCCUAAUUAAUGAAGGUGAAGUGAGUGUGAGUCAGUUUGGGAAGGAGGAAAGGGUUACAGUCACAUCAUGAGAUCACAACUUUUUUAUCAGGUUACCUUGGUAGUGUUCUCACUUUUGUGUAUGUAUUUAGACAAGUAAACUGUUGUAGUUAUGAGCAUGAUAAGUUUGUAAGGUAUUUUAUUUAAUUUAAAUUUGAAUUAAUUGUUUAAUUGACUAAUAAUGCACCACAACAGUGGGAUGGUGUGGUGUGUGGUGGUGUGUGGCUGCUUGCUUGUGCUGUUAUGAAGAGUGAGAUGUGUUGUAGGCCAGGCCACAGGAUGGUGUUUGGUGGCAGGCCAUGUCCUCUGCAAUCCUGUGCUCUGGGGAUAGUGCAAGUGUGUAGGCAUUCCAUAAAGCUAGUUGUAUUAUGUUUUGACGAAGGUGUUCAGCUUGAUUUAAAGUGGAGUAUCAGUGCUCUUGAAGGAGAAUGUUUAGAUUAAUGUAAACUGGCAUGUCUGUGACCAUUAGUUCUCGGUCUUUUUAUUUAAUUGCUUUAUUUGACACGGCACAUCAAGUCUGCUGCCUCCACUCGUAGCACUGUGUUGUUGUCAUGGCUCCCUGGACUAUUACUUCUUGUAUGCUGGCAGCUCCUCAUUACACACCAACAGUUGACAUUCCUCCCCAUUGUAGGUGAUUGACUCUCACGGUUGGAAAGCCACUAUAUCCCCCAAGGGUAACCACUGGACCAACCUCAUGCCUUACAGGUUUAGCUUGAUGUCAAAUAUAAGGUGAGGUUCUAUUGUGAUAGUCUGUGUGAUGCCACCCUUGUCUUAUCUCCUUCCCUUACACACUUUUAUAGGGGACUGCCUCACCAUGCUUGUUGAUAAACUUUUAAAUUGUAUUAAUAAAUUGAUAAGCUGUCAGGGUUGAAUUAAGACACUGCUAAGAUCAGAAUCAGAAAAUACCGAGGUAGAAACACAUGACACUCAAUACAGAAAACAUUAUGGGACAAAUUGAGCAUUAGGAGAAAUAGACUCUUGCUACUUUAUAACAUAGGGAACAAACAGUAGGAAGAAAGAAGGAAGGAAAGAAUGGAAGAUGUUAAAGCAAGGAAGAAAGAAAAUAACAAAGCAAUGAAUUGAGUUUCCCUUCUGCCACUCACUCAAGGUCAUAUCAAAUGAACAUUUCCCCCUUCACUUACUCAAAGAACAGUCAUUUCAACAAUAUUUUAUGAUACAGUUAUCUACUCAUUAGGUUCUUCAGGUAAUGGGUUUUGUAACAUUGGUCAUAGUUGCUGCCAAACUGAUCUCAGUCUUUGCCACUUUUUCUUUUUAUUGGAAGUGAUGACUUGUAGGGGAUAUCACAGAGGUUGACUGGUCACCUCUGAAUCAUGUUGUUGUAUUGGUGACCUUUCUGUUAAUAAAGUGACAAUUUUUAAUGUACAGUAACCAUUUUUGUGUGUACUUGGUAGUUUGCAUUUAUCUGUUUGUGUCUUUACAUGUUUUUAAUACAGUAAAAGUCCGUUUAAACGAACAGUGAUGAUCCGAAUUUUCCCAAUAGUAUGAAUUUUUAAGGUGGGUGAAAAAAUUGAUUUAUGGAUAAAAUUAGGUGCCAGAUGUACCAUAGCAAAGAAGGAUGGAAGUAAAUGCUGCUAUUGAUACUCCCCUAUCCUACUAAGUCCAUAACAAUAGACAUUGCAGUACAGUAAUGAAUUUUUGUAAAUGAAUAUGUUGUUUGAAUGACAUGGAAGUAUUGCAUGUUAUGUCCAGGACUUUGGUUGCAUGUGUGAGAAAUUGCACUGUUGUUUAUUGUAAGUGGUGCAAUAUAUUGGUGUUGAUGAUUAUAACUCAUUAGAAGAA
Molecule: messenger RNA, 4582 nt
Organism: Portunus trituberculatus (swimming crab)
Lineage: Eukaryota; Metazoa; Arthropoda; Malacostraca; Decapoda; Portunidae
Gene: pasha
Product: microprocessor complex subunit DGCR8-like
Exons: 14
Coding region: 391-2517 (708 amino acids)
Biological process (GO): primary miRNA processing
Cellular component (GO): microprocessor complex
Molecular function (GO): primary miRNA binding; heme binding; double-stranded RNA binding
Source: RefSeq, a predicted model, not a curated record